UCUACCUUUCUGAUAUGACACUUGCACAGUGUUCCUGUGUUCUACAUUUUGCGAAAAUGUGCCGUACCGUUCACUUGAGGAGCCUCAUUGUGCUGAGUGUCGCUUUGCUCAUUCGCGACGUCGACGCAGAGAGGAGAAUCUUACCUACGUCGGUAGAGGUCCAGGAGGGCCAAGAUGUCCAGGUGCAACUCCUGCAGAUUUUAAAGGACGAAACAUCGUGUUACGUGAGGACUCCGCUUCUUAACACGUGCAACCUCAAGGUAGCCGGCAGCGAGAAGAAUGCCAGUUGCGACGAUAGAAUGUACUAUUGGCCGGUGAACGGUGCGUGCGGCUUCUACGUGAAGAACGUGCAGAAGCAGGAUCAUGGGUUUUGGAGACUCAUCUCACAGAACGAAAACUCCAAAGUGGUGGACGUCGUCAUGAUCACGGUGUUAGAUCAAUUCGACGCAUCGGCGGAAUCGCUGGAGAUAACAAAGGGGAUGACAUACACGCUCACGUUCUCCGACAUCAACGAAUACUGCAUAGUACGGAAUCCGCACGAACCCUUCAGCGUGAUUGUGAACAAUGUGUGCGGUGUGGAAAUCGAAAAGGUGUCCACGGUGGACCAUGGAAACUGGAGCGCCAUAAUUGGCGUGAGGGGCCGGAUCGAGGAAACCAUGAAGAUGAUCAACGUGUCCGUGUUCUCUGAACACGUGAGUUCCGGGUACACCAUCUCUGUUGACCCCGAAGCCGUGCAUUUGUACUGCAACUACCAGGCACUGGACAAACACUUGACCCUGUGCAGAUUCACGAAGUCCUCAGUCGACCAGGUGGGAUUCAGACUACGCGAAGGUAUGCGCAAAGGCCGAUACGAGUAUUACGGUAGCGGGCUGGAUGCGGGAGAAUGCGGCCUGACGAUUCAGUCUCCGGAGGAGAAGGACUACGGGCUUUGGUACUGCCUGAUCAAUACGCCGAAUAAGUCGCCUAUCGUGACAGCCAUAAUGGUUUCGAGGACUUUCGCGAAACGAGCCGCGGACAGUAUAACUCUCUCGACCGCCACCUCGCCUGUCAUCACGACCGAAGGAAAGUUUCUCAGACUGGAAUGCUCCUUGAGCGAGCCGUUAAGCUACUGUUGGUUCUCCGAGCCGAACGGGAAGAUUCACCAGACCACGAAUGAGACGAGUAUGGCACUCAGUAACGGUCCACAGGUAAAUACUUAUUGGUUCGGUAACUGCUCGAUCGAGAUUCCUGAAGCCAACAAGGACAAGCACAACGGCACAUGGACUUGCCACAUGGGACCCGCUUCACCCGGCAUAGAGUUUAUCGAAGAGAUCAACGUUCGGAUAGCAGAUACAUCUCUGGCGGCGGUGGAAAAGUUCGUGUUUUCCGUUGACGACGACAAAGUCAUCUUCCACUGCAAAACCGUGCCGCACGUGAUGGCCCUCAAUUACUGCAGGUUUCAAUUGCCGAUUGGAUUCGGCAUACAUGUCACCGAGUACAUCACCGAAAGCAAUCCCCUCGUGCAGGACAACGUGCGUUAUUGGUAUAACGGAAAGGGCCUCGCGGCUGGCGAUUGCGGAUUGGUCGUCGAACCCGCAACUUCGAUACACAACGGAAACUGGACAUGCGGGGCGAAAAUUGAGCUCAUACCCGGCGAUAGCGAGUCAUUCGAUACGAUUUAUUUCUCUUACAAUAAGCCCCACAACAUGGGUUUAAUUACAGACAACACUUCGGGUAUCGUCGGCAUCGUUUUUGGUUCCCUGGGAUUCGUUGUAGCUCUGGGAAUCGUGAUAAUGUUCGGUAUCAGGUUCAGAGAAACAUACCGGCAGCACCCACAGCAAGCUCAGGAUAUCGGCGAUUUUAUGCAGAUGCCAGAAGAGCUCUCUCUAGAUACAAUAUCGACCAACGCUUCGAGUUUCAAUAGACAAAAUAUUAGCAGAAGCAGCAAUAAUAGCGGCAAUAGCGGCGGUAACAGCGAUAGAAGUAUUAAAAGUAGUAGAAGUAAUACCACUAAUACCAACAGUAGUAACAGUAGCAAUAUCCUUUUCCAGCAGCACCUGUAACCAACAAUUUCCGUUACGUAGUUAAAUUAUACACGUUACAUCGCUGGGUCUGCUGAUCGAUAACUCUAACG
Messenger RNA from Harpegnathos saltator (Jerdon's jumping ant), 2113 nucleotides. RefSeq lists its product as uncharacterized. The transcript has 12 exons. The record is from RefSeq and is a predicted model, not a curated record. Bases 15 to 2042 code for a protein of 675 amino acids. NCBI's taxonomy places the organism in Eukaryota, Metazoa, Arthropoda, Insecta, Hymenoptera, Formicidae.